AUGUAUAAAGCUAUUAACUGCACUUUUAUCUCUCUUAUACCUAAGACUGAUAAUGCUAAAUAUAUAAAAGAUUACAGGUCCAUUUCUGUGUGCACCAUUAUGCACAAGGUUAUUUCAAAGGUUAUGACAAGAAGAAUGAGUAAAGUUUUGGGUAGCAUCAUUAACAAUUGUCAGUCUGCUUUUGUGCCAAGACAACAAAUUCGUAAUCACAUUCUAUUGGCAUAUGAAUUGCUUAAGGGUUAUAGCAGGAAAGGAGACACGCCUCGUUAUACGAUGCAAUUGGAUCUUCACAAGGCGUAUGACAUGGUGGAUUGGCCAGCUCUUAAGAGAAUUCUGUAG
Molecule: messenger RNA, 339 nt
Organism: Vicia faba (fava bean)
Lineage: Eukaryota; Viridiplantae; Streptophyta; Magnoliopsida; Fabales; Fabaceae
Source: the annotation of a GenBank genome assembly